AUAGGACUCGAUUGGUUUGAGGCCCUGGGGAUACACGUCACAGGACUCAACAGUUUACAAACACUCGACCUACAGGAAGUCUGCAAAGAAUUGGCAGAUGUUUUCAGCCCCCAGCUGGGCACAUUCAAAGGACCCCCUGUGUCCUUAAAGCUAGACCCCACUGUCACUCCCAUUAGAAUUAAAGCAAGAAGGGUCCCUUUUACUUUAAAGAGUAAAAUUGACACUGAGUUAGACAAACUGAUUCAACAGGGAAUCCUAGAACCUGUUGAUUCCAGUCCUUGGGAGACCCCCAUUGUCACGCCUCUAAAGGCAAAGGGGGACAUUCGCAUUUGUGCUGACUACAAAUGCACUCUGAAUAAGGCAUUGCAGCAACAUGCCUAUCCUGUUCCUGUGGUCAGUCAUAUUCUGGCCUCCCUCAAGGGGGGGGCGCCUCAGACUAUUGUGACCCACAGGGGAGCCUUUAAGGUAAAAAGGCUGCAGUUUGGAGUGAAUGUCGCUCCUGGGAUUUUCCAAAGCGUAAUGGAAAACACACUGCGGGGCAUACCGGGGGUUUGCCCCUACUUUGAUGAUGUCUUAAUUGCAGGGGACUCCACACACAUUCUAGCUGAAAGGCUAAGUGACCAUAAGCCUCUGCUGGGACUGUUUACCACACGUAAGCAGACUCCCCAAAUCAUUUCCCCUAGAAUUCUUAGGUGGUCUAUUUUUCUGUCUGCAUAUGAUUUUUCUUUACUCCACAAGCCUGGGAAAGAAAUGGGCCAUGCUGAUGGCCUCAGUAGAUUGCCUCUGCCAGUAGUAGAAGCUGACCCUGCGCCAGCUGUCAACAUUCUAUCAAUCCAAGCCUUGCCCGAGCUCCCUCUUUGUGCCAGGGAUGUUGCCGCUGAAACAGGUACCGAUCACACACUUUCACGUGUCCGUUCCUGGGUUUUGUCCGGUUGGCCUGAGCACUGCCCUAGUCCUGAGUUUCAGAGUUUCUGGUCCAAAAGAAACGAGUUGUCCCUUUCUCAGGGUUGUCUGCUUUGGGGACACAGAGUUGUCAUUCCCACCUCAAUGAGGACUAGGGUCUUAGAAUCCCUCCACGAGGGUCAUCCUGGCAUUGUUCGUAUGAAGGCUCUUGCACGCAGCCUCUUGUGGUGGCCUGUUUUAGAUAAGGAUAUUGAGGCUCAGGUGCAUGCAUGCCACCUGUGCCAACGAUCUCGCCCAGAGAUGCCCCAAGCUCCUGUGCAUAGAUGGGAGGAAACACAGUCCCCCUGGUCUAGGGUGCACAUUGACUAUGCUGGGCCCUUUCAGGGCCAGUUCUUCUUGGUCCUUGUUGACAGCCAUUCAAAAUGGCUUGAGGUUGUACCUGUCUCAUCCACCACCACUGCAAAGACUAUUCAGGUACUGAGGGGGAUUUUUGCUGCACACGGGCUUCCAGAUGUCAUCGUGUCUGACAACGGCCCUCAAUUCACUUUCUCCGAAUUCCAAGCUUUCUUACAGGCUAACAUGAUUCGUCAUGCCACGUCUGCACCCUUCCACCCGUCUACCAAUGGUAUGGCUGAACGUAUGGUGCGCAUCACAAAGGACGCCUUGAAAAGACUGCGUCAACUUACUACUAAACUUGACCGGUUGCAUCCGGACAGACUGCCUUCAUCUACCUCACAUCCUAGGGCACCUAGACAACUACUUGUGGGUGCCCCGGUUUGGGCUCGCAAUUACGGGUCUGGUCAUACCUGGGUCCCCGCUUCUAUUUCCAGGGUCACAGGUCCUCUCUCC
This is a messenger RNA of Crotalus tigris (Tiger rattlesnake), 1752 nucleotides long. RefSeq lists its product as uncharacterized. The annotation marks the transcript as partial. Gene Ontology annotation, molecular function: nucleic acid binding. Gene Ontology annotation, biological process: DNA integration. The transcript is spliced from 4 exons. Lineage: Eukaryota; Metazoa; Chordata; Lepidosauria; Squamata; Viperidae. The record is from RefSeq and is a predicted model, not a curated record.